Neolamprologus brichardi is the source of this 2942-nucleotide messenger RNA. It is a transcript of the gene adrb3a, whose product is annotated as adrenoceptor beta 3a. Gene Ontology annotation, biological process: positive regulation of MAPK cascade; adenylate cyclase-activating adrenergic receptor signaling pathway; norepinephrine-epinephrine-mediated vasodilation involved in regulation of systemic arterial blood pressure. The record is from RefSeq and is a predicted model, not a curated record. NCBI's taxonomy places the organism in Eukaryota, Metazoa, Chordata, Actinopteri, Cichliformes, Cichlidae. Gene Ontology annotation, molecular function: beta3-adrenergic receptor activity; epinephrine binding. Gene Ontology annotation, cellular component: plasma membrane.
UCGGCCAGCUGCUCUGGUGCACUCUGGUGGUUCUUGUAACAGCGUCACUGUUUGCUUGAUCUCCAAACAGUCCAAGUGUGGCACUGAGGCUCAUGCAUGAUCCUGCGACAAAACUAAUUCCAGUGGACGUAUUUAAAUGGAAAAGGCUGGCUUUUCUUCUCCCAAACUUUUUAUUUAUUUAUUUUUUUACUUGAUAUUUUGACAUUUUCCUUGGAUUCAUGAAAGGGCUGAAACUGUGUGAACCAGUAUUGUUUUGGCUUUGCGGACAGUUUGGAUUCAUCUUUUCUCUGGGGAACGUGUUUUUGUUGCCUGCACAAACUUCCAGAAACAACAAGAUCUUCGGAGGUGAUGACGAGCCACUGCUACUCCCUUCUGAGCACUGCCAAACAAGACUCGCAAGGUGUGAAAUGUGAUCACUAACUGCACCGAAAAGACACUGUUCAGUGAGACAAACUACCUCAGAUUUUUGUAAAAUCGUAUGUAUGAUGCUUGCAAGAGGCUCCUACAGUCCCUCAGUUGUGCUGACUUUGAUGUGAAAAUCUAACACUUUCCACCUCUUGUGACUAAGUUCCCUGACUAAGCAAAGAUGAACAAUUUGAACACAUCAUCCUCACUGAACACGACAGGCGCCAUAUAUGCACCCAUGGGAAAAGAGAUCAUCGUUAUUCUGGUCUUCAUCAUACUCAUCAUAGUGGUGGGAAACCUGCUGGUCAUCAUUGCAAUAGCACGAACUCCGCAGCUUCAAACGACGACGAACAUCUUCAUUAUGUCCCUAGCAUGUGCGGACCUCAUCAUGGGGGUCCUUGUCGUGCCUCCUGGGGCCACUGUUGUGGUGACAGAUAAGUGGCAACUUACUGAAACAUUAUGUGACCUUUGGACUUCUAUUGAUGUCCUCUGUGUGACGGCGAGCUGUGAGACACUUUGUGUCAUAGCAGUGGAUCGGUAUAUAGCCAUUACCAGACCACUACGGCACAAAGUUCUGCUCAGUAAGUGGCGUGCCAGAAUAAUAGUUUGUAUAGUGUGGGUUGUGUCAGCCCUGAUUUCCUUUGUACCAAUAAUGACUUUGUUAUGGAGAGACGAAAAUGAUGAUUUGGCGAGGGAGUGCUAUGAAGAUCCCGCUUGCUGUGACUUUGUGACCAACAAGACCUAUGCUAUAAUAUCCUCUAUAAUAUCUUUUUACAUUCCACUGCUCAUAAUGAUAUUUGUUUACGCAAAAGUCUAUUUAAUAGCAUCCCGGCAGGUCCAGCAAAUAGAUAAGCGUCGGAUGCGCUUCCAAAAUGAAUAUCCAACAUCACAGACACAAGUUGGCCCCCAGCUCAACAAUACGCCGUCAUCGUCCAGCAACUGCAACAGUGCAGCGAGGAGCAAGAGUACCAAACGCAGGCCGUCACGGCUAAUACUUGUCAAAGAGCACAAGGCCCUCAAGACUUUGGGCAUCAUCAUGGGGGUCUUCACUGUUUGCUGGCUGCCUUUCUUUGUCGCCAAUAUCAUUAAUUCUUUUAACAAAGAAGUUCCUGAUAAAAAACUCUUUCGACUAUUAAACUGGCUUGGUUAUAUCAACUCUGGCCUCAAUCCCAUCAUCUACUGCAGGACUCCAGAGUUUCGCACUGCGUUCAAGAACCUGAUGGGCUGCCCAUGGAUGUCCACUCUGUGGAUCAAUUCUUUUUAUAAAGAACUGCGGACUCGCUGCCCCUGCUUUCUAUGGGAAGCUGAGUCAGGCACAGCAAGCCCUUUUCAGAAGACUUCAACCAGUAGGACUGAGGGUAGUGACAGCCUGGCCAGUACACAGGCAAGCAGCAGAAGUGAAGAGACUUCCCCCGGUCCUCCACAGUCCAACGGCUGCACACAGUACAGUGACUGUUCGGAGCCAGAAACCACGUUAUUCACGUUGCAGGAACAGGACAGAUGAAGAGUGAAAUGUCAACCUACUGAAGCGAACUGCGUUUCCAGCUGUUACUGUGAUUUCUGCAAAGUCUGAGACCAAACAGCAAAGAAAAGCUACAGAAAAGUUCAAUCCAGAACCCUGAAAAGCAUAGCAGAAUGAAGCUAGCCCCAAAGACAUGACUGGAUUGACUGUGGAGAAACAGAUGAUUCGGUCUGAAUGGGAACACUGUGACUGUUUUUUGUUGUUGUUGUUGUUUUUGUUUGUUUGUUGGCAUACAGCCGAGAUUAGGUUGCAUCACGGAUGAACCUCCCAGAGUCCUCUACGUGUUGUUUGGAAAAAGGCUCUCUGCUCCAGACUGACAGUGUUUGACAUCAACAUUGAAAUGCAUUCCAGUACAUGGACACAGUGUCACGUGGCUUGUGGUUUCAAAAAUGUCAGUAUAAACUAAUUUUUGUAGAGUAUAUUAUCUGGUAAGUUAUGUAAUGACGAUACACUGAAUCUGUAGCAAACUCGACUAAGCGAUCAUUCUGGCAAGCCUGUCUCCACUGUAGGAACAUUUUCUUCACAAAAACCUUUCAGUUUAAUAUCAGCUUAACCAAAGAACUAUGAAUAGAAAUACUCCAUUUUUGUGUCGGUUUAAAGUCUUAAAGUUUCUGUUUUGAGUCGGUAUGCACACAACAGUGAAACUGGGAUUUAAAAGCCCAUGUCUAUGUUAAGUUGUGCCAUGGCUACGAAUAAUGGGUGACAGAACCUUACGUCUGGAUGCCUCAAACAUCACGCCGUCUAGAAUCUUUUUGUGGGUAUGUCCUUGUACAAGGUACAGUAUUACGAACUGCAGGUAAACACAGCAGCAUUCGCAACAUGCCGUGCUGCUAGUUUAUUUUCUUUGGCUUGUGGCCACAGUAUAAGCCCAACACCGUCCCCUUAAUUGUCCACACGCACAGAAAACCUUCUGCCCACAUUAUGUAUUACUUCCUUGUCAUAAGGCACCUUGUGGUGUGAUUUUACAUAACAUCAUCUGUUGCAUUGAAAAAUAAAGUAUUUUAAAACUGUGUAA